AUGUCUCUUCAGAGCAAGAACGUUCGAUCUUCAUCUAAUUCAUAUAAUUAUGGCAAGCUCAAUUCAGCUCUCUCUAUGGCGACUCUCAAUCCGCAGGUCAUCAAAGCUGAGUAUGCUGUCAGAGGUGAACUGGCGAUUCGUGCAGACAUCCUUCGGAAGAAACUCCAAUCAGGGGAAAAGCUUCCAUUCAAGAAUAUCAUUUCGUGCAACAUUGGUAAUCCUUUUGUUGUCGGAAAGAAGGCCAUCACUUUUCCAAGACAAGUUAUUUCAUGCAUUGAGAACCCAGACCUCUUAAAUAUCAAGGAAAUCCCUGAGGAAGCUCGCCACAGAGCAGCACAGGUAUUUAAACAUUUUCCAGCUGGUUUAGGAGCUUACACUCAUUCUCAGGGUUUGGAUUUCGUCAGAGAGCACAUUGCAGAAUAUAUCAAGAAUCGUGAUGACGGUAUCCCAGCACAUCCGGAUAAAAUUUUCAUUACAACUGGUGCAAGUUCUGCUGUUACGACAAUUUUGAAUAUGAUUAUCGCCAAACCAAACGUCGGUAUUAUGAUUCCAUUCCCACAGUAUCCUCUCUACACAGCAGAGAUUGCUCUUAAGAACGGCCGUGUUGUUCCAUACUAUUUGAAGGAAUCUUCUAGGUGGAGUCUCGAUCUUGAAGAACUUAAUGAAUCAUACACUGUUGCCUCAAAAUCAGGUGUUGAUAUAAAGGCAAUUGUUGUUAUUAACCCGGGUAAUCCAACAGGUUCUGUAUUAACCGCUCAACAAAUGCGUGAUGUUAUUGAAUUCUGCGAACAAAACAAUAUUCUUCUCAUUGCUGAUGAAGUUUAUCAAUUCAAUACAUACAAUCCAGAGAAGUCUUUCAUUUCGUUCAAGAAAGUUGCUUCUGAAAUGAAGUCUUCUGUUCAACUCAUUUCCCUUAACUCUAUUUCCAAAGGCUUCAUGGGAGAGUGUGGUCACAGAGCAGGCUACAUGGAACUCUACCACAUCCCAGAUGAUGUUAAAGCUCAAUUCUAUAAGAUGGCUUCAAUCCAACUUUGUCCAAAUACUGUUGGUCAAGUCAUUCUUGACAUCAUGUGUCAUCCACCAGAAUCCCCUGAAUGCCGUAAGCAAUGGGACCACGAGAGAGACACCGAACUUACAAAUCUUAAGAAUAAGUCACAAAGAUUGUUGAAUUGUAUAAACUCUCUUCCAGGACUUGAGUCUCAACCAGCUGACGGCGCAAUGUAUCUCUUCCCUUCAAUCCAUCUUCCUCUCAAAGCUCUAGAAGCUGCAAAAUCUUUCAGAGUUAAUGGAAAGCAUGUAUCGCCAGAUAUGUUCUGGUCUCUUCAGCUUCUGGAGCAGACAGGAAUUGCUGUCGUUCCAGGAUCUGGUUUCGGUCAAGUUCCAGGUACUCAUCACUUUAGAACAACAUUCUUACCAGAAGCCGAGCAGAUGGAUGAGAUGAUCGAGCGCCUGACAAAGUUCCAAAACGAUUUCAUGAAUAAGUAUCAGUAA
Trichomonas vaginalis G3 is the source of this 1491-nucleotide messenger RNA. Its product is annotated as alanine aminotransferase family. NCBI's taxonomy places the organism in Eukaryota, Parabasalia, Trichomonadida, Trichomonadidae. The transcript has a single exon. The record is from RefSeq and is a predicted model, not a curated record. The coding region runs from base 1 to 1491 and encodes 496 amino acids. Gene Ontology annotation, biological process: biosynthetic process. Gene Ontology annotation, molecular function: L-alanine:2-oxoglutarate transaminase activity; pyridoxal phosphate binding.